GCGGUCUGAAGCAGUGACGGUGCUCUUCACGGCACAGAUCGCACGGAAGAAGCCGGUCUGGCGUGAGGGCCAGUUGCACUUCGCCCGUGGUAGCGCCAUCCUCCUGGAUGAGGAGGGGCAGCGACUGGAGGCGACUCCGGCAGAUGGACUUCAGAAUUGGUUCAAGCAAGGUGGUGAGUUCCGUCUGGAGCGGCACAAGAUUCUCCUGGAGCUGAGUGAGUCUGUUGGGAGUCAGCAGACCUUCACAAACCGCGAGGAGCAAGCCGGCGUCACCAAUGACCCGAAGGCACCGUUCCGUGCACCGCGUUCGACACCGCGCCUGCUGCAUGCCCGGAUCAUGAAGGCAACGGUGCAGGACCAGCGGACGCCAUGCGAGGCGCAUGCCGAAGGGAAGGAGCAAGAUCUAUGGCUUCGCUGUGUGGUGGCUGUGGAGAAGGCCGCCCGCCGCGAGUGCGAAGGCACGAAGAAACAGGAUCUCUGGGAAGGGGUCAGUCGGGAGGAGGCUCUCGUGAACAAAUUUCGCCGGAUUUGGUAUGGGCAGCCUGAGGAUGUGUGUUGCAAUGUAGGCCGCUGA
Symbiodinium necroappetens is the source of this 574-nucleotide messenger RNA. The record is from the annotation of a GenBank genome assembly. Lineage: Eukaryota; Dinophyceae; Suessiales; Symbiodiniaceae.